AUGAUGUCCUCCAGGCUCAUGCGGCCUGCCUUCGCUGCUGCCCGCCGAACGGCAGCUCCCCAAACUGCUAUCCGAACCUACGCCGCAGCUGCAACUGUCGACCCGAAACCUCCUGUGCCGCUAUUCGGACUUGAUGGAACUUAUGCUAAUGCUCUGUACACCGCUGCCGCAAAGACCAACAACCUGGAGCCGACCUCGAAAGCCAUCACCAGCCUGACCCAGAUCCUGAAGAGCGACCCCAAGCUGCAGGUGAUUCUGACCGCCCCGACCCUUUCGGAUUCGGACAAGUCCCAGAUCGUGGCUGAGCUGGAAAAACACACCGGUGGUGCCGACAAGAGUGGUACGGUCAAGAAUUUUUUGUCCACUCUCGCGGAGCAUAAUCGGCUGGGCCUGCUUGAGGGGGCCUGCGAGAAGUUCGGCACAUUGAUCGGUGCGUCGAGGGGUGAGCUGGAGGUUGUGGUCACGAGUGCUCAGAAACUUGACGAAAAACUGCUCAAACGCCUCGAAACAGCCAUCUCCAAGUCCGAAUACAGCCAGGGCAAGAAGCUCAAGUUGACGAGCAAAGUGAGCCCGGACAUCCUCGGCGGUCUGGUCGUCGAGUUUGGCGAGCGCACAAUCGACCUCAGUGUUUCCAGCAAGAUUGCCCGGUUGAACAAGCUGCUCACCGACACCGUGUAG
This is a messenger RNA of Capronia epimyces CBS 606.96, 678 nucleotides long. Its product is annotated as ATP synthase F1, delta subunit. The transcript has 3 exons. The coding region runs from base 1 to 678 and encodes 225 amino acids. Gene Ontology annotation, biological process: proton motive force-driven mitochondrial ATP synthesis. The record is from RefSeq and is a predicted model, not a curated record. Gene Ontology annotation, molecular function: proton-transporting ATP synthase activity, rotational mechanism. Lineage: Eukaryota; Fungi; Ascomycota; Eurotiomycetes; Chaetothyriales; Herpotrichiellaceae.